AUGGGUCACCCAGCAGGUCUUCGUGCGGGAACGCGCUAUGCAUUUAGCAGGGGUUUUAAGGAGAAGGGAAUGAUCAAGUUGUCGACGUACUUGCGCCAAUACAAAGUCGGAGACAUCGUUGAUAUCAAGGCAAAUGGUGCUGUUCAGAAGGGUAUGCCACACAAGGUCUACCAUGGCAAAACUGGAGUCGUCUACAAUGUUACAAAGAGCGCAGUUGGUGUUAUCGUAUACAAGAAGGUCAAGCACCGGUACAUCGAGAAGCGCGUCAACCUCCGAAUCGAGCAUGUUUCGCUGUCAAGAUCAAGAGAAGAGUUUGUUCGCCGAGUUAAGACCAACGCCGAGCUGAAGAAGAAGUCAAAGGCCGAAGGCACACAUGUUCACUUGAAGAGACAACCAUUGAUGCCACGGGAGGCGAGGACAAUUUCGAUGAAGGACAACGUGCCAGAAACUGUUGUACCUAUCGCAUACGAGACCACUAUCUAG
This is a messenger RNA of Amorphotheca resinae ATCC 22711, 483 nucleotides long. RefSeq lists its product as hypothetical. Gene Ontology annotation, molecular function: structural constituent of ribosome. Bases 1 to 483 code for a protein of 160 amino acids. The record is from RefSeq and is a predicted model, not a curated record. Gene Ontology annotation, biological process: translation. The transcript has 4 exons. Lineage: Eukaryota; Fungi; Ascomycota; Leotiomycetes; Helotiales; Amorphothecaceae. Gene Ontology annotation, cellular component: cytosolic large ribosomal subunit; ribosome.